Kwoniella botswanensis is the source of this 630-nucleotide messenger RNA. RefSeq lists its product as uncharacterized. Bases 1 to 630 code for a protein of 209 amino acids. NCBI's taxonomy places the organism in Eukaryota, Fungi, Basidiomycota, Tremellomycetes, Tremellales, Cryptococcaceae. The record is from RefSeq and is a predicted model, not a curated record. The transcript is spliced from 2 exons.
AUGAAGCUCAUCUUCCUUCUAUCCCUUAUCCCUAUCGCUCUCUCACUUCCCCAGCCCCAGCCAUCCUCCGAACAUCCUAUCAAUCCUCCACCACACGCUCAAAACUUCAUCAAGAAACGAGCAUCCGGUGCUGGAGAUACGGGAAUUCAAGGGACUAGCGUAGCGAGUGAGAAAGAUACAUCAACACUCACCUCUUUAAUCAUGUUCCAACCUUCCUCCGAGCCCACCACGACUGUGACCGGUACAACCCCCACCGUUUCUUCUGCUGUUGCUUCAGCUUCAUCUUCCGACGAAGACGGUCAGAUCGUCUCACCAUUUUAUCCUUCCACCAACGAUGAUGAAAAAGAAAGCGAUGAUUCCAUACAAACCCUCAGUCAAGGUCAAAGUGCAGCUUUCAACCCUACUCCAUCCACUACACUUUCGCUCCUCACCAACAGUCUCGCUACCGCUAGUGCCACUGCGAAUGGUACCAAGUCGUCGACGACUGGAUCGGCUAGUGCGGCUGUCGUAGCUGCUGCGUCCGAUACCGGAUCCUCUACCUCUGGGUCGAAAGGAAGGAUUGACGGGUGGGGAGUGGAUAAGGUUCUGAUCAUGGGAGUCUUGAGUGUGAUGGUCGUUUGUUUCGUGUAA